Molecule: messenger RNA, 1361 nt
Organism: Alligator mississippiensis (American alligator)
Lineage: Eukaryota; Metazoa; Chordata; Crocodylia; Alligatoridae
Gene: MYOZ2
Product: myozenin 2
Exons: 6
Coding region: 180-971 (263 amino acids)
Cellular component (GO): Z disc; actin cytoskeleton
Molecular function (GO): FATZ binding; telethonin binding; actin binding
Source: RefSeq, a predicted model, not a curated record
UUAUCUCGGUACUUGGUACCAUGCAGACCCAAGCACAAGGAUAGAAACCACCCAGGACCAGGCGGGUCAUCCCCAUUCAUAACUAACUCCAGAAACUUCAUCAAAAGGGUUGGGAUUCACUUUUUUUCUGCACCACAAAGCCUAACAAUAGGCAAGGAAAACCUCAUCUGACAAUCACAAUGUUAUCACAUACUGCCAUGGUUAAGGAGCGGAAACAACAAGCAUCAGCCAUUAUGGAUGAAAUGCGCAGAAAUGAAUCACUGAGCCUAGAUCUUGGAAAGAAAGUCAGCAUCCCCCAAGAUAUCAUGGUAGAGGAAUUAUCAACACUCAGCAACAGAGGUGCAAGGCUAUUUAAGAAGCGUCAAAGGAGAUCUGACAAGUACACCUAUGAAAACUAUCAUUAUGUAACAAACAAGCCAAGGAACCGUGGUGAACCCAUACAGAGUGUUAAACUGGAAACAAUGAGUGUGGAUAGUGUCCAACAGCAUGCACCAAUGACACCUCCUAAUACACCUGACCCCCGGAGCCCACCAAAUCCUGAAAACAUUGCCCCAGGAUAUUCUGGACCACUGAAAGAAAUUCCUCCUGAAAAGUUCAACACUACUUCUGUGCCAAAAUAUUAUCAGUCGCCCUGGAUAGAAGCUAUCAGAAAUGACCCAGAGCUGUUGGAGGCUUUAUACCCUAAACUGUUUAAGCCUGAAGCAAAGCCAGAGCUGCCUGACUACAGGAGCUUUAACAGAGUUGCCACUCCAUUUGGUGGUUUUGAGAGAGCCUCGAAGCUGGUUAAAUUCAAGGUACCAGAUUUUAAUCUAUUGCUGCUAAAUGAUCCCAGGUUCAUGGUCCUUGCAAGCCCUUUGUCCAGCAGGAGGUCCUUCAAUAGGACUCCUAAGGGAUGGGUGUCUGAGAAUAUUCCUGUAGUGUUCAUCCAGCGUUCUGAUUCCAAUGCUGUUCCAGAAACGGAUGACCUGUGAAUGAGAAGCUAUAUAUUGUGAUGAAAGACGAACGUAAGAAUCAGUGUGAUAUUGUUCUCACUUCUAAUAGAAGCUACUUGCAACAUCUUUUCUUAGUAGCUGGAGUCUAACUAGUAACUUCUGAUCCAGUAGCUCUUUUCUGGAAUUAAAUGUCAUCUACAGACUAAUACAAAUAAAAUAAUUUUGCAACUAUUAAUUGAAUCAUUUUUUUGACUAUUGUGUGUCUAUACAUUUUAUAGAUUCAUAGAUGCUAGGGUCAGAAGGGACCUCAACAGAUCAUUUUAUGUUUUUGUUUAAUUGAAAACUACUUUGUUUCUAAGUCUAAGCAAGUUAGUUUAGUUUUCAUGGUCACUGCAGAUUACAAACUACAUUUUAAUAAAAGGACAAAAC